Molecule: messenger RNA, 1111 nt
Organism: Owenia fusiformis
Lineage: Eukaryota; Metazoa; Annelida; Polychaeta; Sabellida; Oweniidae
Source: the annotation of a GenBank genome assembly
GAUCCGGGCAAAAAAGCAAACACUUUUCACCUUAUUGGUCUAGAUAUAGAAUAAUUUAGAGGAUGGCGGACAAUGCUGAGGCAGGAGAUGGGGAGGAGCAAAGCAAGUACAUCAUUAAUACUGGUCCAAGGCCUGAUAUCACAUAUCCAAUAGAAAUGAUUUAUUGUGGAGAGUGCAGUAUGCCAGUGGAGUAUUGUGAAUAUCAUCCCAACUAUGAGAAAUGUAAAGAAUGGAUGGCCAAGAAUCUACCAGAUGAAUUGCAAGAUCUUCUUCUAUCAAGCAAAGAUGAUGGUGCAGAUGGCGAUGAAAAGAAAAAGCGCCAAACAAGGGGUGGGAGAGGAGUUAUCAAAGCCAAGAAGAAGGCAGCUGGCCCACAGAAAGUGUGUUUGGCUCGACAAUGUCGUCAAAAAAGAAAAUAUAGCACAAUUAUAACAGGCUUAGCAACAUAUGAUAUAGAUCUGAAGGUUGCAUGUAAGGCCCUGGGCCAGAAGUUUGCAUGUGGGGCCUCAAUAUCUGGCCCUGAUGACAUUACCGUCCAGGGUGACAUCAAAGAUGAGCUAUGGGACUUCAUAGAAGAAAAGUGGCCACAGAUUGAUGAGGACAACAUAGAAGAUCUUGGAGAUUUAAAGAAGGGAAAAACAUAGGAACAGUUACCAAAGCAACUCUCAUCUACUCCCUAGUAACAACAGAAAACAUUAUUCUUUGCUCAGCUAAGAGUUUUAAGCCAUCAAUACUAGAUGACAAAACAUUUAAAUAUAAGAAUAGACCCUAAAAAUUCAAGAUUAAAAAAUAAGAAGCCAUACAAUGGUAUGAUACAAUUCUCGUAUCAUGUUAUACUUUCAAUAACCACUAAUGUGUCCAGAUGAAUAGAAAAUUAUAUUUAUAUUCAGUUGUGAUGAUAAUACAUUUUGAUAAAAAUACACCAAAAAGGCUGGUAAUAAACUCUCAUGGGAAGGGUCACUUGAUCUCAUUGAAACAGCUACAGCCAAACUUCACAUUUUUUUCAAAAAAUGAUUAUUUAAAGUUCAAGGUGCAUUGAUGAACCUGAGUGGCAGUAUCUUAUGAAUUAUUUAUUUUAAAUUUGAAGAAUAAAAUAACAAUGGGAACACCU